AGGUCCCGAGUUGUUUGAACGCUCCCCAGUUUCGAGAUUGCUUUACCUCUUGCGUCCAGAUAUUCGCGUGACGAUGACGGAUGAUAUUGAUGUGGAGGCGAUGCUGGAAGCUCCUUUUGAGAAGGGGAAUUCCUCCGCGGAAAAGAACAGCAGCUCGCGUCACCGAGACCGCUCUCGGUCAAAAUCCAAGGAUCGUAGUCGGAGACAUCGGGAUAGGAGCUCUGAUCGGAGGCGUGAUCGCGAUGACUACAGGAUAGAGAGAAGACGUGAUCGAGAUAGGCGGGAUAGAGAUCGUGAUCGAGACUAUGACAAACGAAAAGAACGGGACUACGAUCGUCCCCGUUACGAACGUUCUCGUCUCAGAAGCCGGGAAGAGGAAGUUCCUGAACGAGAAAGAGAGGAUUCGGAUGAAAAAGGGCCAAGGCGAUUCUACAGGAACGGUGAACCCCGUCCAAGAAGUCCUGAACUCUCUCCUGAAGAAAGGGAUGCGAGAACUGUUUUUGUCUGGCAGCUUUCGGCCCGUAUUCGACAACGUGACCUCGAGGAUUUCUUUUCGUCAGUUGGAAAGAUUCGUGAUGUCCGUUUAAUUAUUGACGGCAAAACUAAGAGGUCCAAGGGCAUCGCUUACGUUGAGUUCCGUGAAGUUGAAUCUGCCCAAUUAGCCCUUGGCUUGACUGGUACAAAGCUUCUUGGAGUCCCCAUUCAGAUUCAGCAAAGCCAUGCAGAGAAGAACCGUGUUGCUACUUCCGGUGGAGCAGCUAUGUCCGCCGCCUAUGCCAGACCGGCGUCGUCAAGAGGGCCGAUGAAGCUGUAUGUUGGGUCACUGCAUUACAAUAUAACGGAGGAUAUGCUUCGUGGCAUCUUCGAACCUUUUGGCAAAUUGGAUGACAUCAAACUUAUCAAAGAUCCUCAGACAAAUCGGUCUCAAGGCUAUGGUUUUGUUACUUACAGCAAUGGGGAUGAUGCUAGGAAGGCUUUAGACCAGCUAAAUGGUUUUGAUUUGGCUGGCCGGGCAAUGAAGGUUAACUAUGUUACAGAACGAAGUGAUUACGCUAAUUUAAGUGCGCUGGAUAACGAAGAAGCUGAUCGAACGGGCGUUGAUCUUGGCACAACUGGACGACUUGCCUUGAUGGCUAAACUUGCUGAGGGUACCGGUCUACAGAUGCCGAAGGCAGCAUUGGCUCAGCUACAAGGAAAUCCUACGCUUGGCAUAGCGGGCAAAGUUAGCUCAUCUUCGGCUAUUGCUCCUCCCGUUUGUACACAAUGUUUCAUGCUUUCUAACAUGUUUGAUCCUCACGUCGCCUCGCACACUACUUUUGAAGAAAUCAAGGACGACGUCAUUAGUGAAUGUUCUCUGCUCGGUGGUGUGUUGCAUAUAUUUGUGGACAGAACAAGCGCUCAAGGCAACGUCUAUGUAAAGUGUCCAAGCAUAGCCAUCGCGACACAGUGUGUCAACAAGCUACAUGGGCGGUAUUUCUCAGGCCGUCUAGUUACUGCUGCUUACGUACCGCUGAUCACCUACAACCAACUGUUUCCUGAUUCUAUUACAGCCAAAACCAUUCUCAAACCCGCCUAUUCUUAG
Molecule: messenger RNA, 1582 nt
Organism: Mesocestoides corti
Lineage: Eukaryota; Metazoa; Platyhelminthes; Cestoda; Cyclophyllidea; Mesocestoididae
Source: the annotation of a GenBank genome assembly